Pipistrellus nathusii (Nathusius's pipistrelle) is the source of this 1017-nucleotide messenger RNA. The record is from the annotation of a GenBank genome assembly. Lineage: Eukaryota; Metazoa; Chordata; Mammalia; Chiroptera; Vespertilionidae.
AUGUCAUCUGAAAUGGUGCCAGCAAUUGUUGAGACUUCUAAUGUUGAAAGAAAGCAAGACUUAAGUGAAGAUCAAGAGGAAAGUCAGAAGCUAAGAUUAGAUGAAAAGUUUGAACCAAUAUCUAAACGACAAAUGAAAAAGCUAAUAAAACAGAAACAAUGGGAAGAACAACGAGAACUCCGCAAACAAAAGAGGAAGGAAAAACGCAAGAGAAAACAAUUGGAGCGGCAGUGUCAACUGGAAUCAAACUCAGAUGGAAAUGAUAGAAAACGCAUUCGAAGAGAUGUUGUUCGCAGCACACUUCGCCUUAUCAUUGACUGUAGUUUUGACAGCUUGAUGGUAUUAAAGGAUAUUAAGAAACUUCAUAAACAGAUUCAACGAUGUUAUGCAGAAAAUCGACGAGCACUGCAUCCGGUGCAGUUUUACUUGACAAGCCAUGGGGGCCAAUUGAAAAAGAACAUGGAUGAAAAUGACAAAGGAUGGGUCAACUGGAAGGAUAUCCACAUUAAACCAGAACACUAUAUUGAAUUGAUAAAGAAAGAAGAUCUGAUUUAUCUUACAUCAGAUUCACCUAAUGUACUGAAGGAAUUAGAUGAAUCAAAGGCUUAUGUGAUUGGAGGAUUAGUAGAUCACAACCAUCAAAAGGGACUCACAUAUAAACAAGCAUCAGAUUAUGGAAUUGAUCAUGCACAGCUACCCCUUGGAAAUUUUGUGAAGAUGAAUAGUAGAAAAGUUUUGGCAGUUAAUCAUGUGUUUGAGAUUAUUCUGGAAUACCUGCAAACAAGAGACUGGCAAGAAGCAUUUUUUACUGUCUUACCUCAGAGGAAAGGAGCUGUUCCCACAGACAAAACCUGUGAAAGUUCUUUGCAUGACAAGACGUCUGCCAGGGUUGAAGGUGGAUUGGACAGUGAUUCCAGUGAGGAAGAAACUAGCAGAAAUGAAUUAGAUCCACCACAUGAAGAAGAAAAGCAGGAUAAAGAAAAUAGCACAGCCGAAGCCCGUUUGGCUCAGUGGUAG